AUGGCUACAGUGGCAAUUAACGUGGUGCUACGUGAUUCACUUAUAAUGGCUGGCAAUGAAUUGUACGCAAAAAUUUUACUGGAUACCGCUGAGGUGACCACAUUUGUCAAUGAAUUCUACGCCGAUGUCGAGGGUAUUGCGCGAACGGGUUGGAUUAACAUACAUACGGAUAAAAUUUUUGAAACUGGAAAGCAAUAUAUUAAUGCUCAUAUACCUUUGCUGGCUAGUGGUACUUGCCUUCGUGAGGGUCGUCAUCAGUUUCCAAUACGGGUUUUGAUUCCAGACUAUGUACCAAGCAGCUUUGAAAGUCAGUUUGGAACUGUGCGAUAUGCAAUAAAAGUAAUUUUGAGGACAAGAUCUGAACAGUCAUCGGUGACUGAAGUAUUUCCAUUUCUGGUUACGGCACGAUCUUUUUUGGAAGAUUUGCCGGGCAGAAUGUUACGAAGCUAUGAGUGUAAUGAUGAAGUUGAUUUCACUUGCUGUACAUUUCCAUUUGGACGGGUUUUCGUAAAAAUUUUAAUGCCACGUACCGCAUUCGUUGUCGGUGAAGAAAUUCACUGUUCAGUUUUUAUUAAAAAUUCGAUGAGAAAAACCCUGAAAGACUGUUGUAUAAGUUUAAUUAUGAAAACUCAGUAUGAGGCAACCAGUCGAUACGAAAGGUUAAACGAGAAAAAGUUGUUGGAACAGAUUAUUGAACUGGUCACUCUUGGUAAAGCCAGGCGUAAAGCUUUCGAAGAUCAGAUUCUAAAGUUGCCAGACACAGUUCCUCCGACACAACAGCAAAAUAAAACUGAGCCUCAUAUCAUUAUUCUCUCAUAUGUUGUUAAGUUCACUGCACAACCGGGUAUCGAAUUAGAGCUUCCAAUUGUACUAACGGCCGAACGACAAAGAGGUUUACCAUUACCAAUAGGUACCAUUGAGCAAAAUUAUAAUGAUGAUAAUUUGGUGUAA
This is a messenger RNA of Enterobius vermicularis (human pinworm), 951 nucleotides long. NCBI's taxonomy places the organism in Eukaryota, Metazoa, Nematoda, Chromadorea, Rhabditida, Oxyuridae. The record is from the annotation of a GenBank genome assembly.